Messenger RNA from Colletotrichum graminicola M1.001, 2271 nucleotides. RefSeq names its product fungal specific transcription factor domain-containing protein. The record is from RefSeq and is a predicted model, not a curated record. Bases 1 to 2271 code for a protein of 756 amino acids. Gene Ontology annotation, biological process: DNA-templated transcription; regulation of DNA-templated transcription. Gene Ontology annotation, molecular function: zinc ion binding; DNA-binding transcription factor activity, RNA polymerase II-specific; DNA binding. Lineage: Eukaryota; Fungi; Ascomycota; Sordariomycetes; Glomerellales; Glomerellaceae. The transcript is spliced from 3 exons.
AUGUCCGAUGCAUCUUCGCCCCAAGUGGUCGACGCCGACGUCGUGAGCGCGACAUUGGCUCCCCCCCCGGUAACCCGGCGAUCCUCCACCCCACAAGCAGUCGGCGCAUCGCCCUCGGGCCCGUCACUGCCUCCGACAGCCGCAAGAGGCCAAGCCAGCCUCUCGGGGGUCCGGUCCAAGAUAUGGGGCGGGGCCGAAAGCGAUGCCGGAACCGGGAACGGCGGCGCCGGACGCAGGACUGAGCGGUCCUGUCAGCUCUGUCACCGGCGAAAGGUCCGUUGCGACAAGAAGCAGCCCUGCGCAUCGUGCGCCCGCGGCGGGUUUCAAUGUUAUUACCCGCCCGUGGGACAGCCGGUGCGCCGUGUCCGCAAGACCACCAUCGCCGACGUGGCGAGCCGGAUCUCGGACCUAGAGAAGACGCUUGCAACCGGAACGGCCCAGCGACCCUCGGCCACCUUUCGGCCGCCACAGAUCACGCCGGCGUCCACCUCGAAUUUUAUAUCCAGUCACCCCGUGGCCAGAAGCCCCGAGCCAUCGACAACGCUGCCUUCGGGGCCUCCCGUGAAGGUUGUGGGUGAUGAGAUUCUGGUGCGGAAAGGGACUUCGAGCCAGUAUUUUGACGAGUUCCUCAUUUCUCGGGUUAUAGAAGCGGAACAUGAUAUACAGUCCGUUCUGACCACACCCGUGAGUGAGCCGGCCUCCAAGGCGGCCCCCUCGCCUUUCAACCCGAUGGGCAUCCUCUCAGCCCCGGACCUCAAACUGGACCUUGUAGAGCUCCUGCCCCCCAAGUCCGGCUCCAUCGAGCUGUGGCGAAACUAUGUUGAUAACGUCGACCACUGCAACAAGGUCCUGCACCGGCCGACUGCGGAGGUUCUCAUCUACACGGCCAUCGAUGACGCGUACAGCGCACCUCUGGACUCGAUGGCCGUCAUAUUUGCCGUCUUCUUCAUGUCCGCCGUCAUUCUCGAGCCGAGCACGGUCCAGAGACUCACGGGGGAGGACAAGAUGACCUGUCUUCAUCGCUUCAAGACAGGGCUCGAGCAAGCCUUCGCCAAGGCCGACUUCCUCGAGCAUCCGUCAGUGAACCUUCUUCAAGCUCUUGCCGUCUACAUGGCUGGCUUGAGGUUACACAACCCCGGCCGGGGGUUGUGGACCUUGAACGGGCUGGCGAUCCGAGCUGCGCAGUCCAUCGGCCUGCACCGAGACGGCACCAGGCUCGGCCUCGGCCCGUUCGAGUCCGAGAUUCGGAGGCGGCUAUGGUGGCAUCUCCUCGGACGGGACGGCAGAGGAGGCGAGGAUUACGGCAUCCAGAACCCGAGCAGCUUCAGCAUGUACGCCGGCGUGAACCACCCGUUGAACCUGGAAGAUGGCGACCUGUACCCUGAGAUGAAGGAGCUCCCGCCGCCGAGGCGCGGGUGGACUCUGGUCACUUCGGCUCUGAUCCACAUCCAAUGCUCGCGGGCAUGGCACCACCUCGCGGCACUGGCGGCGUCGUGGGACGAGAGGCCGACCCCCGAGUCCGUGCGCGCGCAGACGCUCCGGGAGCUGCACGAAUACGCCGAGGGGUUCCUCCAACAGUGCAACCCGGUGAUGCCUCAGCAGCGCCAGACGAUCCUCGUCGCCCGCCUCAUCAUCCGCAAGCUCGACCUCGUCACGAGGCAGCAGUGGCUCCACCUCGAGCACCCGGAGGCGCGCGAGUCGUUCGCGACGGAGGAGAACCUGGUGGAGGCGCUGGAAAUCAUCGAGUUGUGGAUGAGCAUCGCCUCGGACGAGCUCCUGCAGUCCUACCGGUGGUCAUUGGCGGCGUUUCCUCAGUACCACAUGCUGCUGUACCUGCUGUGGCACAUGUGCGUGAAGCCGGAGGGGCCCAGCGUCGAGAGGGCGUGGAGGGCGAUCAACAUGAGCUUGGGAAUUAUCAGGAGCGUGGGCGCGGGGAUCAGUCAGGCGGCGAAGACGACGAUUCUCGAUGCUUUGCGCGUCAAGGCACUGGCGAUACGCCAGGGCCUUGCUCAGCAGAGCGGCGGCGGUAGUGAAGGUGAACAAGAAGGCGGCGGUGGUAGCGGCAGCGUGGAAGUGGACGGCUCCGCGGUAAGAGAUCGUUCUCUGACGCCCGGGGCCACCGAAGAGACGGUGGAGGCUGGGAAACCUGACGAGGUCACGGAUGGGAUAGACUGGACCACCGCGAUGCAAGAUCUCCCAGACUGGAGCACGUUGAUGAAUGAGUUCCAGGUGGACGGGUUAGACUUUCCCAACUUCUUCAACUUUGGUUGA